AUGAAGGCUCGUUUUUGCGAUCUGUUCUCCGGUAAACGUGUAUCUCGUCCCGAGACCUGGAGAAAGGAUCUUUGAUGGAGAAGUUAUUGGGACAGGGUGCAAAGUGGUGUUGGAUGCAAGGGGAAAUCUUAGAUUUUCUCUGAUCCUUCACGUCAGGAUUUUGUAUAAUUUCGGGUGCUGCGUCAUAAAUCCCAAAAUGCAUGAAAUCGCAAUUCAGGGACCGUAGAUUUCAAAAGUUUCCGGACCCCGGACCCUCCAGACGGUCUCACGCCUUCGUGAGGUUCGCCCCCCGCAAAAUUAAGGUUUGGCUACGCCAAGGGUUAUAGCUGUACAAUUAUAGCUACAAAGAGUUGAAGUUAUCGUUUAAAGUAAAAUAUAGCUGAAGUUAAUAAAUUAAAGUAUUACAAAAUCUUUCUUCAGACUCGCGCCAGUCGCGCGUUCGCCAAACCUCGACGGCUCAUAUUUUUCGUUCUGCCUUUUUUUCGGUUUUGCCGCCCCAGUGAAAAUUCCUUAAAAAAGGCACUGCUGCCUACUGUAUUAAAGUAGAGUAGUUGGUGGAAUUAUUUGAUCAAUACAGCUUUAUGGCAUUACAGAGAAUGUAGUAAAUUAAAAAUAUGAUAACAUUUCAGAUAAUCAGGUUUACAUACUUGUAUGUUGAUGUCAGUUGCAAUGCCAAACUCAUAGAAUAUAUAAGUGAGUAUUGUGAGUCUAAAGAAUUUUGAUUGACAGUAUUUGUGUCAGUUUUACUGACGUGAAACUGUGCCGGUUUUUAUUGCAAAAUAGGGCGAGUUUAGGCGAGUUAAGCAAUCUCAUUGCGAGAUAAGGCGAGAUUGGGCGAGUUAAGCAAAAUUCGAUCAAUUUCUAUUGCGAGAUAGGGCGAGAUAAGGCGAGUUAGGGCGAGUUAAGGCGAGUUAAGGUCCCAGAGUAGGCCUGUUAUUGUAUAACUAAAUUCGGACGAGUUUAACAUUAAUUUUAUUCAUAUAACAAAUUCGAAGGUAGAGCUCAUGUUGAUUAGUUGCUGUCAAAUGUCAAUCGCAACCACACUCACUGCCUACACAGCGAUCAAACUUUUAAACUUGUAUCUAAGAUUUAGGAUAGCAUAUUUUCACAAGCAAUCCUGAAUUUAACCUUAACACUCAAUAACCAAGAUUGAAGAAAAUAUGUUCUUUCUUUUGUUUCAGGAAGUUCACUGCAAAGCAACAUCCACGUGAUUUCGAACGUAACUAUACGUCGAUUUACGAACACGGGAAUCAGUCUUGAUGUGAAUCACGACACGACGAUCAUAAAAAAUUGUCUUAUAACAAAUGCAAAUGCAAAUUGUAUAUCCGUGUCGGGAGAACGAUCUGCAGUGCAACUAUUAAACAAUACAUUUCAAGACAAUGGUGACUCGGCUUAUGCAACGUGCGUACUCGUAUCAUUCAUCAAUUACAAUGUCUCUUUCUAUGCAAAUGGAAACACCUUUUAUAACAACAACGCAACGAAGAUAUUGAAACUUUUCAUCCGAUCUGACGUUGCAAGAUCUGUAAUUAAGAUCGCCAAUAACGACAUUCUUAAUAAUACUUGCGAGAAUCUGGUUGACGUGGAAUAUUCUUGCCCAAAUAGGCCUCGCAGUUUACAAACAAUUUCUCUAGCGAAUAACUACUGGAGAUACAAUCAAAUGCGAAGUACCUCAGUAAUAUUAAAGCGAACCAAUGUUUGGUAUUGUUCUGGUUACAACUUUGACGCCUUGUUAAUGGAAAAUGACUUUCUUGACAACAUAGGUGGAGGGAUUGUUAACAUCCAAUUCUUGUACACUUCUGGCAGGGGAAUUGUUGGCAUCCAAUACCGGUCGACAAGCAUCAUCCUUAGCUCAAAUUUUCUUCAAAGGAAUGUUUUAGAAAAAAGUGCAAUUGUUGCAUCAUUACAAGGUUAUAAUAAUGAUAUUUCAUUAUUACAUAACAGAUUCUUCAAUAACACAGCCGAGAAAUUGGUUGACAUCAGUGGAAACGGUCCGAUGGUUGUCAUUCGCAACAACAGCAUGGUGCACAAUGAAGUUGAUAAAAGUAUCUUUAAUCUUGUUAUUGGCAGUGAUAUUCCAUAUUUAGCACAUUACAGAGUUGCCGGUGAUACUUCAUUAUUACAUAACAGCUUUUUCAAUAACACAGCUGAAAAAUUGGUUAACGUCAUCAGAACUAGUCGGAAGGUUGUCAUUCACGACAAUAGCAUGAUGCACAAUGAAGUUGAUAAAAGCAUCUUUAACCUUGUUACUGGACAACGUUAUGUUGUGGACAGUUUUAACUUCACCAGAAAUAGUCUGAUUGCCAAUGGCCUUCGUCGACAUGAUCUAUCGUUACCUUACAAUGCCACCAACGACGUGGCUGCUGUAAUUUGCUCCAGCAGAAUCAUACCGACGUCUAUCAAUGAGAAUUUCUUUGAAAACCCACUCUUCGCUUGGGAAUUGAUAUUCACGCUGUCGCAAACUUUCAGGCCACACGAAAUUGACGGUAAAUACAAUUGGUGGGGUUCCAAAGACGAAAAAGAAAUAAUUUUGAGGAUUUUCGAUUUCCGUUGGCGAAAUUAUUUACCUCGACUAAACUUCUCUCCCUUUCUUGCAAGUGCUAAUCUUUCCGACGUUUUCACCGGAGAAACAAGGGUGAACUUUGGUAAUGGUAGCGUAGAGAGAGACAGGCCGACCUCUGGAGAAACUAGUAGGAAUGUUAAUGUGAACUUUGGUAAUGAUAGCGUAGAGAGAGACAGACCGACCUCUGGAGAAACUAGUAGGAAUGUUAAUUAUAUAUAUAACAUUCUAAUAUUAUUGUACGUAGUACAGCUAGUGUAACGUAUUUUAGUAAUGGUUUAUAAGAUCGUUUUUCUUUGUAAAUUACGUUAUAUAUAGACGUUAUAAACUGAAUGUGAGAGGGGGAAAUUGGGAAAAGGAACGAAAUCGGGCUAUGCAAGGCAAAAACUGAGUAAUAAUAUGUUUCAUAUAUGAUGCAUACUUGCCGAUUGUAAACGUUUGAAAGCUUUGGAAUAAAGAAUAAUGGAAUAAUUCUACACAAGUAAUAGUGAGGUUCAGAUUUGACUUCUACACUAUUAACCAAUCAGAUGCGUUUGAUAUAUCCGAUAAACCAAUCAGAUGUGUACUUCAGAGGUAGGUAGCGAUAGUGGAAUUCAAAUCUAAACCUCGCAGUGUCGGAAACUAUAUCACGUGACAUAUAUCACGUGAAUCUUUUAGGUGCUAUAAUCUUAGUGAUUGGGGUUGGAAUUAAUAAUAAUUUUGUACUUGUUGACUAUUUAAAAAAAAAAAAAUUUUAAAACGUACAAGUUUGUGACUCGUGAUUUGGUAACUUUGUGCCAUGAAAAGCCUUGCGUGACCAUUCGAGACUGUGAAAAACCGCGACUUAAAUCAUGUCCAUGAAAAAGCAGCUCACAGAAAUAGACUCUAAGCUCAAAAUUAUACGUCUUAAACUAAAGCAAGCAGAGGAAAUCAUAACAAAACGUGAUAGAGAAGCCGCCGAACGACACCGGAUUACCAUUUUGAAUUUAACUAAAGCUGUCGAAGAUCUUCGAUCCUAGCUAGCUCUAUCGAAGAACUAAAAUUUAGUGCGGGUGAACCGGAAGAAAUGGUCACAACAUGGUCCCAGGAGAUCGCGCAAGAGCUUUCCCACGCCGAUAAAUCCUGCGCUGAACUAUGUAAGUGCGCUAAAGCGAUUGACGAUGAAUUUAAAGCGGCUGGAGAAGCCAAACGGCCAGAAACUGUGAUUGAAUUUGAAAAACAAUUGGUAAAACAAAAGCUUGAAGCCGAAUUCAAACAAAAGGAGCUCAGUGUGAAAUCCUUUGCGGCAGUAAAAUACCGAAACUUACAAUAA
Molecule: messenger RNA, 3848 nt
Organism: Paramuricea clavata
Lineage: Eukaryota; Metazoa; Cnidaria; Anthozoa; Malacalcyonacea; Plexauridae
Source: the annotation of a GenBank genome assembly